This is a messenger RNA of Mucor mucedo, 1695 nucleotides long. RefSeq lists its product as uncharacterized. Gene Ontology annotation, cellular component: RNA polymerase II transcription regulator complex. Gene Ontology annotation, molecular function: transcription cis-regulatory region binding; DNA-binding transcription activator activity, RNA polymerase II-specific. The record is from RefSeq and is a predicted model, not a curated record. Lineage: Eukaryota; Fungi; Mucoromycota; Mucoromycetes; Mucorales; Mucoraceae. The transcript has 4 exons. The coding region runs from base 363 to 1550 and encodes 395 amino acids.
CACAUUUAAAGGUUCCUUGCUCCUUUAAAUUUUUUCUUCUUUCUCCCUUCUUCUCUGUUAUCAGAAUUAAGAAUAAGACCUAUUCACCCGUACAACAUCAGCGGGGUAUCUGUGGUAACCACUCACGUACUCUCCGGGCUGAACUCUGAGCUAUGAGUGUUUGCUAACCUCAGACCAGCAAGUGAAAAAAAAAAAAAAAAAAAAAAAAGAACAUAUAAAGGAUAACGGUUGAACUAAUCAGCACAUGACGAAUUACAUUUUCCGGUGAUCUAUAUAAACUGGCUCCUUUUUUUUUCUCUCUUUAACUUAAUAUUGAAACUUUCUCUUCUUACUCGAUAAUUUUUUUUUAUAAACAUAUAUCAAUGGCUAACGAUAUGCAACCCAAUACCAUGCCAGCAAAAAGUACCCAACAAGUGGCACGCAUUAAUCCUGACAAUAACGUAGGAAAUCAGUCGAUUCAAAUUUCAACAGAUAGCAAUGAACAAGACAAAGUCUUACACAAAAAAGAUUUUCGUUACAUGAAUAAUGAUGAUUCAAAUUCUGUCAUGUCCCAUGAUGAGGAUGAUCAAAGUAUUGACAGCGGGAAAAAAUUAGGUCGCAAGCCAAUUGGCGAAGAAGAUGAUGAUCCCGAACUAGAGGAACAUCAAAUCAAACGCAAAGCUCAAAAUAGGGCGGCCCAAAGAGCUUUUCGAGAGCGCAAGGAACUCUAUGUGAAAGAACUGGAAAAUAAAAUUAGACAAGUUCAGAACAGCCAUCAUCAUGCUACAACCCAAUUAUAUCAAGAGAAUCAGCAGCUGAGAUUUAUUAUAUAUAGACUAGAGUUAGAAAUUAGUAAUCUCAAAGGUACAACGAUUGACAAUCGAAGCGAAUCUUGCUUAUUAUCGGUUGGUCCUCCACCAGAUUUAAAAGCAUUUCUACCUUCUCCUCCCCCAAAGUUCUCUUCUCUGAUACCUCUUCAAAUUCGCCCUUCAUCAGUUGAAGGUACCUUAAAAAUUAUCCCAAACGCCUCUCCUGAGAAAAAAAGAAAAAAACCCGACCAUCAUGAAGAAUCUAGCAACACAGCUACUAAGAAAACAGAGGCCAAAAAGACUUUAUCCAGGAAAUCUAACUCAGCCUCUAGCAAGCCAGCUCCUAGUAACGCCUCUAGCCAGCAAUUCACAUUCUCAAUUACUACACCUGCUACGCUUCGCGCUACUUCAAAUAACGAGUCGGCACGUAAAAGUGAACAAAUUGAAGCCGUACAACUCUAUCCAGAUCAUAGUCAUCCUGCCAAUUAUUUGUUAGAGAGGAACCAUCGACGACCCAAGACCGAUAUGACGCCAGCAUUAUCUCCAACCAACUUUAGCUCGAAUGACAGUGUCAUCAGUAGCUCCUCUGAAGAAGACGACAAAACUUCCCAUAACAAAACCAAAGAAUUUACUGAUGUACUACUUGACAUAGUCGAUGACUUUGAUUUCUCUGAAUUCACGAGUGAAGAUAUUUCAGCGCCUGAUUUAGCUUUCAAUUCACUUUUGGAAAGCCCUUCUGAUCAGAGUUGGGAAACGUAUUGAAUUUAUUAAAAGCAAAAAUGUACAUAUUUCCUCAGCUGUUUUUUUAUAUCAAUAAAGUUUGUAAAUAGUUCCAUUAGAAAAUGUUUGGGGCACGUCCAAACCACCCGAAAUGGCAUUCAAAUUAGUGUGACAAUCGUUAGUAUAG